UCAGGUCGUUCGCCCUAUACGCCGCGCUGGCAGUCCUCAUGGACUUCAUGCUGCAGAUGACCGCGUUCGUGGCUCUGCUCUCGCUGGACGCCCGUCGCCAGGAUGCGUCGCACUGCGAGGUGGCCUGCUGCAUCACCGUGUCCGAGCCGCGGCCUAAGAAGCCCAACCAGGGCAUCCUGCUCCCCCUCAUGAAGAAGUACUACGCCCCUGCGCUGCUGCACCCGGUCACCAGGAUAGUGGUGAUGGUGGUGUUCUUGUUUAUGUUCUGCGCCAGUAUAUUCCUCAUGUUCCAUGUGAAAGUGGGCCUUGACCAAGAGCUGUCCAUGCCAACGAACUCCUACAUGCUGGAAUACUUCAAAUACCUGUACAAGUACCUGGAGGUCGGCGUGCCAACAUACUUUGUGACGACAAAGGGUUUCAACUUCACCAGUAAAACGGGCAUGAAUGCCGUGUGCUCGAGUGUGGGCUGCGAUCCUUUCUCCAUGACUCAGAAGAUCCAGUAUGCCACAGAGUUUCCUGACAGAUCCUACCUCGCCAUCCCAGCAUCCUCGUGGGUGGAUGACUUCAUUGACUGGCUCAAUCCUGGUUCUAAAUGUUGUCGUCUCUACACCAGUGGACCUAACAAAAACAAAUUCUGUCCGGCUUCAGAGACUCAGGACAUCUGCAAGCGCAAGUGUAUUUUGUUCCCACCACUCGACGGCGUGCUAAGACCCACCGUGAGCCAGUUCGACCGCUACCUGCCCGACUUCCUCAACAACCGGCCUGACCUACAGUGCCCCAAAGGCGGGUUGGGAGCGUAUGACAAAGCAGUAGUCAGAGACGCUGAUGGAGAAAUCAUAGCAACUCGGUUUAUGGCGUACCACACCACGGUGACCAACUCCCAGGAGUUCACAGCAUCGCUGGAGAGAGCGCGAGAGCUCGCCCUCAACAUCACCAACACCAUGCGCCAAAUCCCCGGCACGUCGCCCGACUUCGAGGUCUUCCCUUACACGGUGACAUACGUGUUCUACGAGCAGUACCUGACCAUCGUGUCCGAGGGCCUGUUCAACAUCUCGCUGUGCCUGCUGCCCACCUUCGUGGUGUGCUGCAUCCUGCUGGGGCUGGACCUGCGCUCGGGCCUGCUCAACCUGCUCACCAUCGUCAUGAUCACCGUGGACACCGUGGGCGUCAUGACGCUGUGGGGCAUCGACUUCAACGCAGUGUCACUCAUCAACCUCGUCACGGCCGUGGGCAUCUCAGUGGAGUUCGUCUCUCACCUGACGCGCUCCUUCGCCCUCAGCAUCCGGCCCACGCACGUGGAGAGGGCCAAGGAGGCCACCGCCAACAUGGGCAGCGCUGUGUUUGCCGGUGUUGCCAUGACCAACCUGCCGGGGAUCGUGGUGCUGGCGUUUGCCAAGGCUCAGCUCAUCCAGAUCUUCUUCUUCAGGCUCAACCUCGUCAUCACCCUCCUGGGGCUGGUGCACGGCCUCAUAUUUCUGCCUGUACUCCUCAGUUUCUUUGGGCCUGGUGUGAACAAGGCAGUGUUGCUGCAGCUCCAGACCAAGAAAGCCAUGGAAAUGGAGGACUACAACAGCAAGAUGCACGAGAACAUGGGCUACGUGGAGGACCACGACAAAACAAACCACACACAGACCUCCUGGCAGCCAGACACCGCAACAGAGCCAGAACAGGAGCCUAACGACAACAAGACCAAGCUUUAAAUGGACAACUCUGCUACUCCCCUUCCUCCCCAAUCCUCCAGCUGGGGUCCCCAGUCACAUAUACCUCCAUACUCUCCAUUGACUGGGCCUGCUCAGGGAAGCGAGAAGGAGAGAAGGGUCUGUGUGUGUGUGUGUGUGUGUGUGUGUGUGUGUGUGUGUGUGUGUGUGUGUGUGUGUGUGUGUGUGUGUGUGUGUGUGUGUGUGUGUGUGUGUGUGUGUGUGUGUGUGUGUGUGUGUGUGUGGUAACGAAUGACUGAGGCCAAACACACACCAGUGCAAUAAAAGUAUCUGAAUCACUAUUGAAGCCUGGACCCUGGGCUGAAGGUCCCAGCUCUUAUCACUUCCCUGUGUCAAGCCACUCACAGUUUAUCAGAUGCAGGCACACUGGCAGCAGACUUAGGACUUACCACAGGAGUGCACUUCACUAAUAAUGUGGAGUCUGGUGAGAUGACCAACACAGAAACGGACUAACUCAGCCACUUUUGGACAGCAAAAUUAGCUUCCUUCCGUGAAAGCUGCCAGCACAGUGUCAUAACAGUUACAUGACCAGAGGCCAGACAGCCUGGUAUCCGUAGGGGUAAAGGCUACUUCAGUGUUGUCGGUCUGUUCUGCUGAUCUUGCCUCGAGUCUGAUAGUACCCUGUCACUAGAUGGCAGCAGUGAGACUAAGCUAUGAAUGAAGCACUGGAAUGAGCAAAUUCAGAGCUAAACAGCUCAUGUGUAAAAUGAUAGAAGAAAUGCAUUAAAUAUAGGUAGAGAUUCGUAUAUAUUCAGUCUGUCAUUUGUAAAUUUGAUGUACAUGUUUAUUUAACUUAAUUUUUUUAUUGUGUACUAAUGUGCAUGUAAUAUAUCAUGUGGUUCCACUGCAAAUACGAGGAGCUGAACUUGCACUCUGAAAUGUCCAUGUAGCACUUGACAUGGACAUAGCACUUUCCAUCCUUAACUUCUCUGUUGUGGCAUUUCAGAUGUUAUGGACAGAGCAAGCUUUCAGUGGUGAGGCGAGUGUUUAAGGGACAUUUGAGAGUUCAGGCCCAGUUACCUAUCUGUCACACUCCAAAUGUAUAAGUGUACCCAUCAGGUGGCUAGAAACAAAUGUAUGCAGUAAGUGUACCCAUCAGGUGGCUAGAAACAAAUGUAUGCAGUAAGUGUACCCAUCAGGUGGCUAGAGGACUAGUUGAAUUACUUGAGUGUUUGAUAUUAUUUUAUAUCACUAUUCGUCAUUUCAUGUUAAGCCAAAUCAAUGAAGUAAUAAAGUGUCAUUGUAUUUUUGGAA
Messenger RNA from Sardina pilchardus (European sardine), 2972 nucleotides. RefSeq names its product NPC1-like intracellular cholesterol transporter 1. Lineage: Eukaryota; Metazoa; Chordata; Actinopteri; Clupeiformes; Clupeidae. The record is from RefSeq and is a predicted model, not a curated record. The transcript has 11 exons. Gene Ontology annotation, molecular function: cholesterol binding. Gene Ontology annotation, cellular component: plasma membrane. Gene Ontology annotation, biological process: intestinal cholesterol absorption; cholesterol homeostasis. Bases 39 to 1700 code for a protein of 553 amino acids.